AUACACACGUGUUUGUUGUGAAAGCUUGUGGUGUCUUGUUGGCAACGAAGAAGCAGAUUAUCUCAUUAAUCCCAACUGGAAUAAUUACACCUUUGUAAACAUCGUAGCAACAUUGUUCAUUUGGACAAUGGGAGGUUCUCGCACGGCUGGAUUCACUACGAUCGUGACUCGUGUAAUAGGCGGAGGGCAAGGAGGAGAGCUUACAUUGCGGAUAGCAAGAACGUCCUUUGCCCUACAUCGCAUCAAACUGGUACCUGUUCGUCAACCAAUCUCUCAAGUUAAAAGUAAUAUGUCUGUUUCUGCGGUAGAGCGGCUUGUACUCAGCACACGAAGACGAGCGUUGACUGGUUCAAGCAUCCAUGGUCUAAGCAUGCCAAAAGCCUGCCGUAAGCUUGUUUUUGAGCCAACUUCGGACCAGAACGAUCGCGAUGAGGAAGCCGCCAGGGAAGAGCAAUCUGAUUAUCGUCAAGAGAAUCUUCAGAGGCAGAUAGAGAGAUGGGGAUUCGACUUCAGAACGGGCCGGCCUCUUCCAAAUGGCCGAAUGGAAUGGGACGCUGUUCCCGAGGAGAGGGUUGCCUCAUACUACAGAGAAACAUGUCUCAGGAGUCCACCUCGGAGAAAUCUACGUUCCAGGAGGAAUAUCAUGUCGGCGAGAACAAGUGAGUCUUCCGAACCUCAUCCAGCCGAAAACUCCACCGUAAGGGAGGGACAUGCGAAUGCAAGUCUGUUCUUGCCGGCAUCAGAUGAGGAGGGGGAAUCCAGAGUGUCGGGGAGAUCAGAAACCGAAACGGCAUCUGUCGCGGUUUCUACAUCAAGUUCAACCACCCAUAGUAGUGAAAUUGAAGGAGCCUCAAAUUCUAAUUCUAAUAACCAUGGAUGCAAUAAUGGAUUAUUAAAUUCAUCUCCAUCUACAUCAGUGGCCAAGAUGACCCAAUCUCACAUAGAUGAUUUCUUCAACCAACGGAAAAGAAGGAGAAGUUUAUCAGAGGGCAACGGUGCAAAGCGGGCAAGGACCCAAGACCAUCUGGACAGACCACAGUCCGCUCCGGCUGUCACGUCUUAGCAACACCAAAACUCUAUAAAAUUGAUUCAUCAAAACGUGUGUGUUAAAUGGGGUCAGAGACGAUAAGUUCACUUCAGAAUUCAGCUUGUUUACGCCAUCACUCUCACUAGUCUACUAAGUCAGCCCCUCUGUUUCUGCUAACGGUGGUUUUUAUCAGACCAGGCCAGGGCCGAGAACCGGACAGAUUUCGCAGGCAUCGUUACCACUAUACCAGAGACUCUAGAUCGAAAAGUGUGGGAAAGUGCCUCUUUUGGAGAAAACCCCCUCUGGACUGAUGAAUGGGGUCUGGUGUAGAAACUACCAGUCUAAUACUAUAAAAAGCCUGGCUUAAAGCCAGAUAAAAGGACACUUCAAACUGCACAGCUGAAUAACAAUGCAAGAUUUUGGCAACCUGCCAUUGUACAAUAUUUCAUGUGUAUAUGUGUGUGGGAGCCAUUACCUGCCAGGUUAAGACUGUUUUCAGAUGUCAUUGUGAACUUUGGAUAAAGAUCAAUUAUAAAAACUAAAACUCCUAGGGUAUAGUUGUACUUAUGUUGUCUUAAGGAAAGUAUCCCCUCCUUACAACCAGCUUUACAUUAAAUAAACCAGGUCUAGUUUAUGCCAUGAAAUGGAAAAGGGUUUGCGAGCAAAGACUAGGCUCCAAAGCCCGCCAAAAUGCUUAUCACGUGAUUUGGACGCGUACGCCCAUCUCGAGGCCUAAGAGGUCACAGGGUCAAAGCGAAAAACCUGACAAACAACUUGUACGACUACCCUGGAUCCCACUCCCAGGGACGUCUUGUGAAAAUACUCCGCUGAGAAAAAUAACCCUCGAUGCAGCAAAGCACAGAUGAUAAACUGGAAAUUUAUGAUUUCGGUUCCUUCUGAUUCAAUCAAUUCUCUCAAUUGUUGACUUUAUCUUUUCCCCUAUGAAUAACGUAAACUUUGCGCCCCAGUUUGUGAAUCUUUUUCCUAUCAAACUUCCCCUUGCCGUCGUCGCGAUUUCUCCUCUUUUUUCCAUCUCACUUCAAAUUUUGAAAUUAUACUUUUUGAAACAACUCAAACAUGGACUUUUUCCUACUUUCCGAACAAGAGUUCGACUGUCGUGUGAUCACAUGUUCUGGGAUCCCCCCCCCCCCCCUGUAUAAGCAUGGUCGGCAAACUUGUCACGAUUUCCGCUUAUCUUCGUGGCAUCCGUCUGUGCAAAUCUCUCUGUUUUCGAUUUUCAAAAAAAUAAGUUGUUUUUGUUGAUUGAUCGCCAUGGGAACGUGUCUUAACAAUAUGCAGGGAAGAUAUUAACUGAGGGUAUGAGGACAUUUCCCCCCUUUUCUUUCAUUGUUUCGUUAGAUGUUUUAUUCUUAAUUAUGUAUGCGAACAUAGCGGUGUUGCUAAUGCAUAAUUAACGAGCGAACCGUCUGUCGGUAAUUAGGUUAAUAAUUGUAUAUAUGCCAGAGUUCAAAGAAAGUUGUGUAUAUUAUAUUUUAUCUUAUUUAUUUACUUACAUGGCAAUUCACGUUUUUCCUAACAUUCCAUUGUGUUGAUAACCAGAAGCCGGAAGUGGAAGUCCCAGUUGGUAGGAAACGGCAGGCCUAUUUAAAAA
Molecule: messenger RNA, 2639 nt
Organism: Lytechinus variegatus (green sea urchin)
Lineage: Eukaryota; Metazoa; Echinodermata; Echinoidea; Temnopleuroida; Toxopneustidae
Exons: 4
Coding region: 128-1063 (311 amino acids)
Biological process (GO): regulation of cell cycle
Cellular component (GO): nucleus
Molecular function (GO): cyclin-dependent protein serine/threonine kinase inhibitor activity
Source: RefSeq, a predicted model, not a curated record